Trichogramma pretiosum is the source of this 2825-nucleotide messenger RNA. RefSeq names its product conserved oligomeric Golgi complex subunit 3 (gene Cog3). The transcript has 6 exons. Bases 294 to 2825 code for a protein of 843 amino acids. Gene Ontology annotation, biological process: intra-Golgi vesicle-mediated transport; Golgi organization; intracellular protein transport. Lineage: Eukaryota; Metazoa; Arthropoda; Insecta; Hymenoptera; Trichogrammatidae. The record is from RefSeq and is a predicted model, not a curated record. Gene Ontology annotation, cellular component: membrane; cis-Golgi network; COG complex.
CGGCGGCUGCUACAUUUGCACUGUAUACAGACUACAGAGGCCUCUUAUCAUAGUUGUUGCAAUUCAUAUGGCUGUAGUGUUCGUGGCAAAAAUAUGGCCGGAUAAAACCAGAUUAAUUUUAUUAUUGUUUUAAUUAUGAUAUUUUAUAAUUUUUAUUCCUUAAAAUUUUCGCAUCUAUUACCGUAAAUAUUUCGUAUCUCGUUGACAUUAUUCAUAAAUUUGUGAGCAAGUUUAAAUAAAAAUGAUAGUUCAAGUUAAUACAUUUGAGUAAUCUUGGGCAGUAAACAUUUUACAUGAAAUCAUUCAAUAUGUCAGGUGCUGUGAGCGUGACAGAUAAUCUAGUCAAAUGGGAUUUGAUGAAUGAUCCAUUAGCUCCAUUAACUAAACAACAAAAGUCUAAGUUAUCUGCCUUAGAAGAUGAAGUAGCAUCUUUGGACCCAGUCAAUUUGAAAAAGUUAUCUGCUAAAUCUGAUUCAGUGGAGGAUAAUAAAACAAACGAUGAAGAUUCUAUAAGUCAUAUUGAAACUUGUCAAGAGCUUCUACUGUGCUAUUCUCGACUUGAACAAAAACAUACUUUUGCUGAAGAUACAAAAUAUAUUUCUUAUCUUAAUCAACUAAAGUCUCGACAAAAUGAGUGUGAUGAACUCUGUCAACAAAUUGAAAGUGUCCUUGAAGACUUUAACUCGUUAACAAAGCAAUAUAAUCUUGUUUCUACAAAAACGACUUCUUUGCAUGAAGCUAGUGAACAGCUUAUAUCUGAUCAGCGAAAUCUUAUAUCAUUUGUAGAACAAAUAGCUAAAAAUGUACAGCAUUUUAAAGAAGUUGAUCAAAUUAUGGACAAACUAGAUGCCCCAACUCUUUCAGUAAACAGCGAUAUAUUUUUUGAAAUUAUAAACAAAAUAGAUGAAAAUAUUGAUUUUAUGAUAGAACAUCCAAGUUUUAAAGAAAGCAGUCCUUACAUUAUCAAGUACAGGCAUUGCCAAUCAAAAGCAAUAACUUUAAUUCACCAUUAUAUCUUCAGAUUAUUUACAAAAGCAACUGAAAGUAUAAUGCAUCCUAACGAUGGUGACGUUAUACAAAAAAAUCCAGAUGCUGCAUUAGCUCUAUUUUAUGGAAGAUUUCAAGCUAUAUUACCCAAAGCUAAACCUAUAAUAGAACAAAUUGAAGCCAAAUCUGAAAAGAGACAGGAAUAUGAAAGUUUAUUGUUUGAAUGUCAUCAACAUUUUUUAAAUCAUAGAGGAUUGGUUUUAGGACCUAGUGUACAAAAAGGUCUUCAAAAUGUUAAAACAAAAUAUAAUGGCGAUCACUGCAGUUUAGUCAGACACUCUUGUUCAUUACUUUUACAUGCUUCUAUUGAUGAAUAUAGAUUAUUUUAUCAAUUUUUUUCUAAACCAUCACCAGCACUUCUGGCUUUUUCAGAAAGUCUUUGCACAUCUUUGUAUGAUAUGAUACGUCCUUUUAUAAUUCACAUUAAUCAUUUAGAAACUCUUGCUGAAAUAUGUUGUAUAUUGCGUAUAGAAAUGUUAGAUGAACAUGUGCAAAAUAAUACUGAACCUUUGCAAGGGUUUGGUAAUGUGUGUCUUCAAUUACUACAAGAUGCUCAAGAGAGAUUAGUAUUCAGAGCCCAUCUAUAUCUUCAAAGUGAUGUAACUGGUUACAAUCCAUCUCCUGGUGAUUUGGCUUAUCCUGAAAAAUUGAAAAUGAUGGAAGAUAUUGCAGAAAGUAUAAGAGAAGAGGAAAGGCAGGUGCGCAUGAAAAAAAUAUCUUUAUCUAGCAUGGAAAGUGGAGCUACAAAUAGUAGUAUUGAACCUGUUGGAAGGACUCAUGUUAUGUCAAUGGGUAUGGAUCCACUCUAUCCACGAGGUUCACACAUGGGUAAUUCUCCUGCCGAUUUACAUGGGAUGUGGUAUCCAACAGUUCGACGAACUUUGGUGUGUUUAUCGCGCCUUUACAGAUGUGUUGAUAGACCCGUUUUUCAGUCUCUCAGCCAAGAAGCCAUAACAUACUGCGUUCAAAGUAUUGAGUCAGCACGAGAAAAGAUUCAGCUUCGUUCAACGCCUCUAGAUGCAGAGCUAUUUCAGGUAAAACAUUUGUUAAUUCUUCGAGAACAGAUUGCUCCAUUUCAAGUUGAUUUUACCGUAAAAGAAUAUAGUUUGGACUUUUCAAAAGUAAAAACUGCUGCUUUUGGCCUUUUGGGAAAGCGCUCAAGACUGUUCACAUUAUCGAAUAACGCGUUGCUAGAGUUUUUACUCGAAGGUGCACCGCAAAUGCGAGAACAAUUGUUCGAUUCACGAAAGCAUGUUGAUGCGAAAUUAAAAUUGUCCUGUCAGCGAUUGAUCGAUCAUAUUACGAAAUUAUUAAUUGAACCGGUUAUUUUACUUCUAGAAAGAAGUAAAUAUACGCAACAGCAGCAACAAGAGCAACCUCAAGCUCAAAAAUUGUUAGGAACAGCAGAGCAAGUAGCAGCUGUUAUAAGUGAAGCGCAGCGAUUAAUCAAGUUCAAAUUACCUAGCAUUCAAAACUCUAUGCAGCUUUAUUUGGCGAACCGAGAAACAGAGAGUAUUCUUUUCCGACCCAUUCGUAAUAACAUAGUCGGAGCUUUCGCACAGUUAGGCCAAUUACUCAGUCAGUAUUACUCUGGUGAAGAACUUAUGCUGAUAGCUUGUCCAUUGCCAGAACAAAUAUCUGUUAUGUUGAGCUCCACUACAUUACAAACACAAAAACAAGAUGCUUCUGCUGAAAUAGUUAAUAUUGUAGCCACUAAUGAAAAUGAAGCCAAUAGCCAAGAAAUUAAGGAAUUAAAAACUAAUCAAAAUAAUGAUUAA